CACGGUUACGAUCUCUAGAAUUCCAUCCUUCCCACAUUUUCGAGGACUGUACUCGAUCUCCGUUGCCUUGAUCGACAUCAACGUGUACUGCUCUCGGUUUAUUUACGGUGCGUUGGUCUGAGAUUGCAGCGUACUCUUUCCAUAUCUAAGAAUCUACAUUUGAAAGCACCGUUUCUGAAAUCGCCUCCAACAUGAACGAUUCUUCGUCGUCCCGGACCGAUCCCUUUGCCCCACGAGUCGGCAAACCACUGCUUUGGAGAAAUGUGCAGAUGAAGGCUACUGUGAACAAGAAGGACAGUGAUGGUUCCAAGGUUAUUCUGAAGGAUGUGUGGGGGAGUAUUCCAAAUGGACGUGUGACUGCCAUUAUGGGGCCCUCCGGAGCGGGAAAGACGUCUCUUCUCAAUAUUUUGGCCGGUCGGGUCCAAUCUUCCUCCAAGAUUGAAAUUGAAGCCGAUAUUCGCCUCGGGGACCAGCGUAUUGACCCUUCACAACAAGCGGUGCGUCGCACCAUGGCCUUUGUAGCUCAGGAAGAGUCUCUGCAAGUCACUAGUACCCCUCGUGAGGCGAUUCGUUUCUCCGCUCGCAUGCGCUUGCCGGUGGAUCGGACCGACGAAGAAAUUGACGAAAUGACGAACCGUAUGGUGAAAGAACUUGGGCUCGAGAAAGCCGCCGAUACAGUCAUUGGAGGAGCACUCUUGAAGGGAAUCUCGGGUGGCGAGCGAAAGCGCACGGCAGUCGGUGUCGAGCUGGUUGUACAACCCACUUUGAUCUUUUUGGAUGAGCCCACGACGGGCUUGGACAGCUAUUCGGCAAUUGCGGUUGUUCAAAUUCUCAAACGUGUUGCCACCUCUGGGUCGGCUGUCGCCUUGACGAUACAUCAACCCGCAUCCGAAAUCGUUCAACUUUUGGAUGAGUUAAUUUUGUUGCGAUUGGGGAGUGUGUUGUAUCAAGGUCCGGUCGCGGACAUUCCGCGUGUUUUCGAGAAUGCUGGUCUCCCACUCCCAUCUCGUUACAAUCCAGCUGACUGGAUGUUGCACGUUGCCCAGACGAUUACGACGGAUAAACUUGCCGAAGGUCUGUACCCCAAAGAUAUCCGGGAAUUUCCGCCUUUGCCUCCUCCAUCCCGUUCUGGAUCUACAGGCACGGGCGAAGGUAGGGGCAAGAAAGUUUCACAGUUAUCUCAGAUUGCAGCCUUGACAAAGCGAGAAUUGAUCAAUUUGUACCGCUUUCCUGACGCGAUCUUUAUGCGCUGGGGUGGUGACACUAUACUGGCGUUGCUCAUUUCCUUGAUCUACAAAAGUGUUGGCGAGACGGAUCGAUCGGUCCAGUCGAAUAUUCGCAGCAUCUUCGGUGCCCUCGUAUUCUCGCAAUUGAUGGGACUCUUUGGAUGCGCCGAACCGAGUCUCAUGUACUUUCCUCAAGAUCGUCCAGUAUUUUUGCGCGAGUAUGCCACCAAUCACUAUUCUGUGACGUCCUACUUUCUGAGCCGAACCUUCAUCGAGUCCGUCUUGGCCUUUGUGCAGAUUACGGCUCAAUCUCUUCUUUACGUCUACGUGAUGGAACUAAACAUACCAUUCUGGGAAUUUGUGGGAAUCAACUACGUUUUGAGUAUGGCCGGGACAGGUGUAGCAGUCUUUAUCGGGUCCAUUGUUGAAGACCCCAGGACAGCCACAGAGCUGCUUCCACUUGUAUUGGUUCCGCAAUUGCUUUUUGCUGGCUUUUUUGUGUCAAUUGACAACAUUCCCUCCUGGCUACAGUGGGCUCAGUAUCUUUGCGCUUUGACGUACAGCAUUCGCUUGGCGGUCAUCGGGGAGUUCAGUUCCUGUGG
This is a messenger RNA of Phaeodactylum tricornutum CCAP 1055/1, 1828 nucleotides long. RefSeq lists its product with no specific name. The record is from RefSeq and is a predicted model, not a curated record. Gene Ontology annotation, molecular function: ATP binding; ABC-type transporter activity; ATP hydrolysis activity. The annotation marks the transcript as partial. Gene Ontology annotation, cellular component: membrane. The transcript is spliced from 3 exons. NCBI's taxonomy places the organism in Eukaryota, Bacillariophyta, Bacillariophyceae, Surirellales, Neidiaceae.